Messenger RNA from Syngnathus typhle (broad-nosed pipefish), 1805 nucleotides. It is a transcript of the gene gpib, whose product is annotated as glucose-6-phosphate isomerase b. Gene Ontology annotation, cellular component: cytosol. The record is from RefSeq and is a predicted model, not a curated record. The coding region runs from base 44 to 1705 and encodes 553 amino acids. Gene Ontology annotation, biological process: gluconeogenesis; glucose 6-phosphate metabolic process; glycolytic process. Gene Ontology annotation, molecular function: monosaccharide binding; carbohydrate derivative binding; glucose-6-phosphate isomerase activity. NCBI's taxonomy places the organism in Eukaryota, Metazoa, Chordata, Actinopteri, Syngnathiformes, Syngnathidae. The transcript has 18 exons.
UCACCCCCUCAGCCCCACUCAGCCCACCUCGGAACUCAGCAACAUGGGACUCACGCAGGACCCCGUCUUCCAACGGCUGCAGCAAUGGUACACGGCCCACGCCUUGAACCUCAACAUGAGGCACAUGUUUGACGGUGACAAAGAGAGGUUCCACAAAUUCAGCCUCACGCUGCAGACCGACGACGGAGACAUCCUGCUGGACUACUCCAAGAACCUCAUCACCGAAGAAGUGAUGAAGAUGCUGGUCGAACUGGCCAAGUCGAGAGGCAUGGAAGCGGCCAGAGAGACCAUGUUCACCGGAGACAAGAUCAACUUCACUGAGGGUCGCGCUGUGCUCCAUGUGGCUCUGCGAAACCGCUCCAACACCCCCAUAAUAGUGGACGGCAAAGAUGUGAUGCCGGAGGUUAAUAAGGUUCUGGACAAGAUGAAGAACUUUUGUCAUAGGGUUCGUAGCGGUCAGUGGAAGGGCUACACGGGAAAAAGCAUCACUGACGUCGUCAAUGUUGGGAUAGGAGGAUCCGAUCUUGGGCCCCUGAUGGUGACGGAGGCCCUAAAGCCGUACUCCAAGGACGGGCCGGCCGUGUGGUUUGUGUCCAACAUCGACGGGACGCACAUCGCCAAGACGCUAGCCCAGCUCAACGCUGAGACCACGCUCUUCAUCAUCGCUUCCAAGACCUUCACAACUCAGGAGACCAUCACCAAUGCUGAGUCGGCCAAAGCGUGGUUCUUGGAGCACGCCAAAGAUAAAAGUGCUGUGGCCAAACACUUUGUUGCUCUUUCCACCAAUGGCCCCAAAGUGAAGGACUUCGGCAUCGACACCGAGAACAUGUUUGAGUUCUGGGAUUGGGUUGGGGGGCGUUUCUCCUUGUGGUCAGCGAUUGGAAUGGCCAUUGCCUUGCACAUUGGCUUUGACAACUUUGAGAAGCUCCUGGCAGGCGCCCACUGGAUGGACAAGCACUUCCAAACAGCUCCCCUUGAUAAAAAUGCUCCGGUGCUGCUGGCACUACUGGGCAUCUGGUACAUCAAUUUCUUCCACACGGAAACCCACGGCAUGCUGCCCUAUGACCAGUACAUGCAUCGCUUUGCCGCUUACUUCCAGCAGGGUGACAUGGAGUCUAACGGCAAGUACGUCACCAAAAAUGGCACUCGUGUAAAUUAUCACACCGGGCCCAUCGUGUGGGGUGAGCCAGGCACCAACGGGCAGCACGCCUUCUACCAGCUUAUCCAUCAAGGAACGCGCAUGGUGCCUUCCGAUUUCCUUAUCCCGGCCCAGUCGCAGCACCCCGUCAGGGACAACCUGCACCACAAGAUCCUGGUGGCCAACUUCUUGGCCCAGACGGAGGCUCUCAUGAGAGGGAAGACCACCGAGGAGGCUCGCAGGGAGUUGGAGGCCAGCGGCCUUUCUGGGGAGGCUCUGGAGAAGAUUCUGCCACACAAAGUGUUCCAAGGAAACCGGCCCACCAACUCCAUCAUCUUCAAGAAAUUGACCCCUUACACGCUCGGUGCUCUCAUAGCCAUGUAUGAGCAUAAAAUCUUCAUCCAGGGUUUGAUGUGGGAGAUUAACAGCUUCGACCAGUGGGGCGUGGAACUGGGCAAGCAGCUGGCAAAGAAGAUCGAGCCCGAGCUGCAAGACGCCACCGAGGUGCACUCCCACGACGGGUCCACUAACGGACUCAUCAACUUCCUCAAAAAGAACUUCGCCUGAGAUUCUUGCACUCGUCGUCGUUUUUAUCAUAACUAAUAAUAUCAAUUUAUCAAUGAUUGUACGAUGUAUUAAAAAAGGGUUUCUUUUCCAUUGGCACAUG